GUUGUCUGACGCUGAUGUUGCUGUGUACCGUUAUCAGCCGCCGGUGAAACAAAGAAGGAAAGCGAAAGAACAGGGACGCACUAGGCGUGUAUUCCUCUCGUGCUAUGACGUCUGAAGAUAUUCUGGAAAGAGCAGGAAGGCUCACAAAAGAGGAUCCCAACGACGGGUACAGGUGGUCUCCAGCCACAGCGCGAGACAACGCUGAACAAGGUGAAGACGGCGCUAUUUUGUCCGGAGAUUUGCUUACGUACACAGGGCAGGACGUCGUCGCUCUCCCUUCACGGAUUGUACGCCAUUAUGCUCAUGUAGCCAGACGACUAGAUCUGAGCUACAACUGUUUGACGUCUGUGGAUGGGAUAGGGCAAUUCAAGGAGCUCAAAGAGUUAAUUUUAGACAACAAUCGUCUUCGAGAUGGAUUUAAUUUGCCUCUCUUACCAAAACUGGAAACGUUGUCAAUGAACAAAAACAUGAUCACUAAUCUUGAGUCACUGCUAGAAGAUAUAUUGAAGAAUUGUCCAAACAUUACAUUUCUGAGUCUCCUUGGAAACAUUUGCUGUCCAAAUGAGCUUUCAUGUUCUGAUAAGGAUGAAGAAGACUAUCAGCGAUACAGAUACUUCCUCAUUCACAAACUUCCAAGGUUGAAAUUCUUAGAUUCAAAGGCUGUGUCAGCAAAAGAGCGUCAGGAAGCUGUAAGGGUUGGAGCUUUCAUGAAGAUAGUUCAUCCACCAUCGGAAGAUUCAACUAAGCAGACCACUAGGUAUGACAGAGAUGAGAGUGAAUAUACUCCUCUUCCACAGCGUUUAGCUCAAGAAGGAAAUCACAAAGGCUCAUUUGGUGUGUGUCGUUAUGUGUACUAUGGUAGGCAUUCAGAAGGAAAUCGCUUCAUUCGAAAUAAUGACUUAUGAGUUCUACUGUACAUGCCAGACAUUGUGUUCUUUGUAGUCUUUUGAUUAGUUCUGACUAUGAUUAUACUGAGAGCUUGGUUGCUUCACAUGUAUUUUGAUAACGUUAUUGAAACAUGAGAAUAUCACCAAUAAAUUGGAGUUUAAUAUGUUUGUU
This is a messenger RNA of Corticium candelabrum, 1059 nucleotides long. RefSeq names its product leucine-rich melanocyte differentiation-associated protein-like. The coding region runs from base 105 to 905 and encodes 266 amino acids. The transcript has a single exon. NCBI's taxonomy places the organism in Eukaryota, Metazoa, Porifera, Homoscleromorpha, Homosclerophorida, Plakinidae. Gene Ontology annotation, molecular function: protein binding. The record is from RefSeq and is a predicted model, not a curated record. Gene Ontology annotation, biological process: melanocyte differentiation.